AUGGAAAAGUUCAAUUGGAAUGUCGAGGUCACUGAAGAUCGGGGCUUCAUGGCGACUUCAGAGUUCGUCACGGGGCCACAGCCCGGCGGCACGGACCCCAGGAUCUCAGAUGCUUCGUCUGCAUCGCCAACGCCUUUGCUGGUGCAUGCUGCGCGAUUGUUGGAGGGGCGGAUCUGCGUUUCUGGCCGGUGUGGACAAGGCCUGAGCCACGUUCCUACUGCCGCUUUGAUCGAUGUGCAGUGCGUGGCCAGCGGUUUGCCUACAGCCUUCUCAUGCGAAGCGAUCUGCGAAGAUUGGGCGGGCUUGUGGCGUAUGGACCAUUGUAUUUGA
Molecule: messenger RNA, 330 nt
Organism: Ostreobium quekettii
Lineage: Eukaryota; Viridiplantae; Chlorophyta; Ulvophyceae; Bryopsidales; Ostreobiaceae
Source: the annotation of a GenBank genome assembly